UUCAAUAUUCGGAGCUUCUUCUUCUUCUUCUUACCACUCUACAAAAAGCUUAUUCUUCAGCUCUGCAAAAUUCUUCCAUUUCAACUCUCGAGGAGUUUCUGCUUUUCUGAAGCCUAAUCUUUCUCUCCAUCUACCCGUGAAUUGAGGCUUGUGUUCUAGCGAAGCACAAUGGGCUGUGCUGGAUCGUCGCAGACCAACGGAGACGGGUCCAUAAAGAAGAUACGGAAGCCAAAAUCGUGGAAGCAUCCUCAGCCAAUUACAAGGUCUCAGCUCAUGCAACUACGGGAUGAGUUCUGGGACACUGCACCUCACUAUGGCGGCCGAAAAGAGAUUUGGGAUGCACUACGAGCAGCCGCCGAAGCCGAGCUUUCUCUUGCACAAGCAAUAAUAGACAGUGCAGGGGUCAUCGUUCAAAAUGCAGAUUUGACAAUCUGUUACGAUGAGAGAGGCGCAAAAUAUGAACUGCCCAACUAUGUUUUGAGUGAGCCAACCAAUUUGAUUCGUGACAGUUCAUAAAAAAAGCGGGGGAGCAAGUCAAAAUAGAAAAACUCACAUCGGGUUUAGGGAUAAUCAGACUCGAACGGAUGACUUCCGCCACGUCGAGGCAACACUCUACUACUGAGUUAUAUAGUUUGAAAUUGGCUAUAUUUAUUUAAGGGUGAUUAAUGCUUGCUGUUUUGGUGGUUGUAUAAAGAAAUGUUUUCCAGAUGUCUCUUCAGUUGUUGAUUUUGUAGAUUAUUCUUUUUUCUUAUCUAUUUUUCCGGCGAUAUUGUUUUUCUAAGGAUUCUUUCCUUAUUUAAGUUAUGUUGCUUUUGAAUGACUCUAAUUAUCUUUUUUCAUUGUGCCUUUUUAAGAGCAAGUUGAUAUCUUGCUAGGAUUGUUGCUCUUUCAUAUUUUGUUUGAAGAGAGUUUCGUUCUCGUAGUGGCCAAACAUGAGAACUGUGAUUCGAAAUCAUUAUUAAUCUUGAAAUUGUACUUGUGAUCAUUGUUGAAAUGAGCUUCGUGAGAAGGUUGUUCUAGGUCUUAGGGGACGCCCAAGAUUUCAUCAUUACUCGAGAAGGGAUUCCCUAAUUUAGAGUGAGCUUAAAUUCAUCACGUGAAAAGGUUUUCACAAGAAGGUGGAAAGAUUACGGUUGAGGGGAAGUCUCACAUUUAAGGGGAGCCUAAAUGAUUGCUUAUUAGUAUUCUCAUACAUAAGGGGAGCCUAAGUUUCCUUGUGAGAAUAUCUCACACUUAGGGAGAGUCUAAGUAUUCAUUCAUUGAAUUGAGCUAUUCGUGUAUCACUGUAUUUGUCAUAUGUUUACAGAUAAGUAUAACGUUGUAAUUGCUUGAAUUCAUAUUAGUAAAAAUAUC
Benincasa hispida (wax gourd) is the source of this 1353-nucleotide messenger RNA. RefSeq lists its product as uncharacterized. NCBI's taxonomy places the organism in Eukaryota, Viridiplantae, Streptophyta, Magnoliopsida, Cucurbitales, Cucurbitaceae. The record is from RefSeq and is a predicted model, not a curated record.